UCAAUUCAUAAAAAAAAGAUCCAGUUAAAUACAUAUAAAAUUCUUCCAGUUCCACUGAAGUGCAAAUGUCAAAUUUCAUUAAACCUAGUGAUCUGUGCAUAUGAAUAGUGUAGUUUUUGACAUGCAUCGGUCGGGCUUUACAAUCGGGGUGCUUGCAACCCUGGUUGUUCUCGCAUCCGGAAAUCCAAUAGAAUUCGAAAAGUUAUCUAUAAACGCAGUGAACCUUCGUGAUAAUAAAAUUUACAGAUUGGCCGACAAUGUUAUACCAACCAAUUACACCUUGAAACUCGUACCAUACAUAUCCGACCAAAGUUUCGUUUUUACUGGCGAGGUCGAGAUUGACUUCAUAGUAACCAGUUUAACAAACACUAUAAUUCUGCAUGCACUUGACAUCACAAUAAACGAGAAUAAAACUGCAUUACAUUCAAAGAAUGUAAGCAGCAGUUUAUCAAUUCACGCUCAAAGUUAUGAUCCCAUCAGAGAAUUUUUCCUUAUCACUUUCAAAAGUAAUCUUCCUCCGGGAAACUAUAGUCUUCACUUGUCAUACACUGGACACUUAGGAGAUGACAUGUUCGGAUUUUAUAGAAGCUACUAUGACGUCGGUACCGAGAGAAGAUGGCUCGCCUCUACGCAGUUUCAGCCAACCUAUGCGAGAAGAGCGUUUCCGUGCUUUGACGAACCCCGCUUUAAAACACCAUUCGAUAUCUCAAUAGCUCAUUUCGCGAAUCAAACUGCAUCUUCUAACAUGCCUGGUGACGUUAAUACCACUGUCGAUAAUACGAUUGGUGGCAGAAUCUGGACCACCUUCCAGCAGACUCCUCCAAUCUCAACUUAUUUAUUGGCAUUCGUUGUCUCCGACUUCACAAGCACUACUAACGUAAAUUCAAACUUCAGCAUAUGGUCAAGAAGUGCUGCUGCUAGCGCUCGAAAUUUUUCUUUCGUUUACGGCGAAAAGCAAUAUUUGGCUCUUCAAGAUUACUUGGGUGUUUCUGAUCCUAUUCCUAAGAUUGAUCAAUUCGCCAUUCCGGAUUUCAGUGCUGGUGCUAUGGAGAACUGGGGUAUAAUUACUUACAGGGAAAGAUUGCUACUUUGGUACGAUGGCGUAUCCACACCUCGUGAUCAGGAAAAUGUAGCUACAGUCAUGUCGCAUGAGUUCGGUCACAACUGGUUCGGUAACCUAGUAAGUCCCGAAUGGUGGGACUAUCUAUGGAUGAACGAAGGUUUUGCUAGCUAUUUUGAAUAUUUCGCAACCUCUUUGGUCCACACCGAUUGGCGUUUGAUGGAAAGAUUCGUUGUUUAUGCUCUACAACCAGUUCUAGUAUUGGAUUCGUUGGAAUCCUCUAGGCCCAUGACUAAUUCAGUUGGUAGUUCAGCUUCCGUCCUUGGCAGUUUCGACAGGAUUGCCUACAGCAAAGCUGCCUCCGUUCUUCGUAUGUUGAACCAUAUUAUGUCGGAACCUCUUUUCAAUCAAGCUCUGACCAACUACCUUAAUGAGAGGGCCCUGAAUGUAACAACACCAAAAGAUCUAUGGCGUCACAUGCAAGCUGUUUCCGAGACAAAUAGUCAUGUGCAGGCUCAUACAAAUAUGGAAGAUAUUUUCAACACCUGGGUUAAUCAACCAGGAUAUCCGGUUCUGAAUGUGGGAAGAAAUUAUUCCACAACCGUAGUGGUACUCACGCAAGAACGCUUUUUCCUUAAUCCACGAUCUCCAACUGCUGAUCCAGAUGCUCAAAGAUGGUGGAUACCUAUUAACUUCGCUACACCGAACAGUCUAUGGCGAUUCGACGUAACCAAUUCCAGUGAUUGGUUUCGUCCUCAAGAUGGGUCUCUCAUUAUUUCUGGUUUUGGACCAACCAAUUGGGUCAUCUUCAAUACUCAACAAAGUGGAUACUUCCGUGUUAAUUAUGAUCCUAUCAAUUGGUAUAUGAUCAUUGACCAAUUGAAGGGUGAAAAUUACACCGUAAUUCCUCCAGUAAAUCGUGCUUCUCUCAUCGACGAUUCAUUGAACUUUGCUCGUGCUGGAUACAUUAAUUACAGUCUUGCUCUCGAUCUGACUACAUACUUGGAGCAUGAAGACGAUUACGUACCUUGGUACGCUGCUUGGACUAACUUUGGUCAUCUUAACAGAAUGCUUGCUCGAAAUAAAAAUUACGCAUUAUGGGAAGCUUACGUCAGAAAGCUCAUUGAACCCAGUUAUAAUAAUUUGACGUGGACCGUUUCAUCUGAUGAUGAUCACGUCACGCGAUUACAGCGUGGACAGGUACUCAAUUGGGCUUGCAAUUUCGGAGUUCAAGGUUGCCGCGAGGAAGCUAUUACUAGAUUCAACAACUGGAUCAGUAAUUCUACAAAUACAAUCCAUCCUGAUGUAAAAUCAGUGGCUUAUUGUUGGGGAAUCAAUAAUGCCGACCAAGCGACUUGGGAUAUUGUUUGGAAUCGAUUUUUGGAAAAUGAUAUUUCCACCGAGGAAGUGCUUCUUCUUAGCUCCUUGGGUUGCAGCGAAGAUCCAGCUAUUCUUCAGAAGUACCUAGAGCUGUCUAUCACUCCGGAUUCUGGAAUUCGGUCUCAGGACAGUGCUUCGGUUUUCAAUUCCGUACUCAACGGUCCCAACAGUAAUUUGGAAGUUGCUCUCAAUUUCAUUGCAACUAAUUUUACCGCAAUUUCCGAAUUUUACGGUGGACUGAACUCCGUCGCCAAUAUGCUUACCGCGAUUGGCAAUAGAAUUACCACUGAGGAUCAACUGAUACAGUUGAAAAUAUUCACGACUGCGAACAAUUUUGGUGCAGCCCAAGCAUCUGUUGCUAGUACCAUCCAGCUUGCUGAAUCAAACAUGGAAUGGCUAUCAGACAAUGCUGAUAGUAUUUUCAGUUGGCUUGAAGACCAGAAUUUGCCAAUACCGAGUUUGCCAAUACCUCCUGUAGAAAGCGAUGCAUCACCGUCGUUCUACAUAUCUAGUAUGCUGAUAACGCUUAUGAUCAGUUUAACAAUGAUCACAAAUAAUUUUAUGAUGGGCCGCACCGGACUUCUUCUCGUCGCUCUGUUGUUAGGUGUUGUAAACGGAACGCCUAUUAACGUUAAAAGUGCUAGAACCAGCUCGAAGGGAAUAAGUGCAAAGGAAACGGCACAAGCUGAUAAUGAUUAUCGUUUACCAAAUAAUACAAUACCGAUAUCAUAUGAAGUUAAAUUAGUACCAUACCUAGAAGAAAAUAUAUUCACGUUCACCGGAAGCGUCAGCAUUUCGGUUUCCGUUGUGGAUGAAACAGACUCUAUUGUUCUACAUGCUGACUCGUUGAAUAUUAUCAGUACCAGUGUUGUUAAUUCGAAUGGCUCUGUUCUUAAUGUCAAUAGUACAACUUUCAAUAAGAAUUUAAACUUUUUCAUAAUUUCCUUCAAGUCCACAUUGACUGUCGGCAAUUACGUUAUCAGGAUGAUGUUCGAUGGUAAACUCAACGAUGAGAUGUAUGGUUUCUAUAGGAGCUACUACUAUACGGAUACUGGAAAGAAAAGAUGGCUAGCUACUACGCAAUUCGAACCUGUUUACGCACGUUCAGCGUUUCCAUGUUUCGACGAGCCUGCCCUCAAAGCAUACUUUUCGAUUAGUAUUGCUCACCACGCCAAUCAAAGUGCAGUGUCGAACAUGCCAAAUAUAGAGAUCUCGGAACCAGACUCAACCAUAGGCAAUCGUGUCUGGAGCACUUUUCGAACGACACCCUUGAUGUCCACUUAUCUUUUAGCUUUCGUUGUAUCCGAUUUUCAGCAUAUUUCCACAGCUAAUGAUACCUUCAGAGUUUGGUCGCGCUCUAAUGCAUUGAAUAUAGCCAAUUACUCUUUGGAAGUUGGUCUACAGGAAUUAAAUAGUUUGUCUGCGUUUACCGGGUACAACUAUAACAGAGCACUUCCAAAAAUGGACGAAUUUGCCAUUCCGGAUUUUUCUGCCGGCGCUAUGGAAAAUUGGGGUCUGGUCACUUACAGGGAACGUCUACUGCUGUGGAAAUCUGGUGUAUCCACCAGCAGAAAUAAACAGAGUAUAGCUAGUGUAGUGUCACACGAGUUUGCCCACCAAUGGUUUGGAAAUUUGGUUGGUCCUCUAUGGUGGAAAUACCUGUGGUUGAACGAAGGAUUUGCAACCUACUUCGAAUACUAUACAACAUCUUCGGUGGAGACUUCUUGGUGCCUCAUGGAUCAGUUUACAUUGGAGAAUUACCAUACCGCUUUUCUUAUAGACAGUUUGGAUACCUCUCAUCCAAUAAAUCAAGACGUCAACUCUCCUAGUGAAAUUAAUUCUAUCUUCGACACGAUUUCUUAUCAGAAAGGUGGUUCUAUAAUACGUAUGAUGUCACACUUUUUUGGUGAAACUAUGUUCCGGAAAGGAUUGCAAACUUAUAUAGCAAAUAUGGCUUUCGGUGCAGCUACGCCUGACGAUCUUUGGUAUGCUUUGGAAUUAGUAACAAACACUUCAGCGGCAGGUCUUUUACCUGCCCAUGUCUCAAGAAUUAUGGAUACAUGGACCGAACGAAAGGGAUACCCCCUGGUUACGAUAUUAAGAAAUUAUUCGACGGGAGUUCACAAAAUUUCUCAGGAACGUUUUCUUCUGAAAGGUCGUGGUUCAUCCAACGAUACUACGAGAUACAAAUGGUGGGUGCCAAUGAAUUCAGUGUCAAGAAGCACCCUCAACUUUUUACACACUUAUGCAAGCUUUUGGCUUUCCGAUUUCGUCGAUGAUAGUUAUCUGCUAAGCGAAUUUCUGCCAACUGAUUGGGUAAUUUAUAACAUACAGCAAACAGGUUAUUAUCGUGUGAACUACGAUGACACAAACUGGCAGUUGAUUACGGAUUAUCUUCGGACAGCCGAUUAUCAGAAGAUUCAUGUAUUAAAUCGCGCACAACUUAUAGACGACGCAUUGAAUUUGGCGAGGUCUGGUUAUCUUAAAUAUGAUAUCGCUCUUAACUUGACUACAUACUUAUCACAGGAAGUGGAUUAUGUCCCAUGGACAGCAGCCUUUACGAACUUUGGAUAUCUUAAAAAAAUGUUGAGCCAUUCAACGGGUUAUGAAUUCUUUAAGUCUUACAUCUCGAGUCUAGUUACUCCUUUGCAUAAAAAAUUGAGCUACGAAGAAUCAAAUUCGGAUGAUCAUCUAACAAAGUUGAAUCGACUCAAUAUACUUUCCUGGUCCUGCCAAAUGGGCAGUGCGGAAUGCGUUAACAAAGCUGAAAAUAUUUUGCUCGACUACUACAGCAGUCCAGAUCCUGAUAAUUAUCUCGUGCCCCCUGAUCUAAAGGCUUGGGUUUAUUGCGAAGGUCUAAGAAACCUGAAUUCGUCUGUCUGGAAAUUCCUGUUGGACCGAUAUUAUGCAACUGAUUUAUCUACCGAGCAAACUCUGAUUCUUUCCAGCUUGGGAUGCAGUCUGAACGAACAAAUUAUUACCGACUAUCUUUUACUCUCUAUACGUGAGGAUUCCGGAAUUAGGUCUCAAGACACAUACUACAUAUUCACUUCCGUUACGUCCGGAAGUAUGUCAAAUGUCGAUAUCGCCUUCGACUUCCUCUCCAACCAUUACACAGCUAUAUCGAACUUUUACGGCGGACAGAGCAAUAUUGGCAACAUGUUGAACAAUCUUGGGCAAAGAAUGGUCAGCAACGAGCAAGUCACUAAGCUUAAGGCCUUUGUUGCACAACACAGCAAUGACCUUGGCACUGCUGCUGCAGCAGCUGAACGGGCUAUUGAGCUUGCGGAGGAAAAUAUCGCUUGGCUUAACAAUUAUGAAACCGAUAUUGUAUCAUGGCUGACCAUUAGGAAUCCAAGUAGCAGCGCCACCAAGUUUACGCUUAGCAUUGCGGUCGCUGUUUUCAGUCUUAUAGUAUUUAGAAUAUUGUAAAUUAAGAGUAAAUAUAUACUCCAAAUAACA
This is a messenger RNA of Cephus cinctus (wheat stem sawfly), 5902 nucleotides long. RefSeq lists its product as uncharacterized. The coding region runs from base 101 to 5872 and encodes 1923 amino acids. NCBI's taxonomy places the organism in Eukaryota, Metazoa, Arthropoda, Insecta, Hymenoptera, Cephidae. The transcript has 24 exons. Gene Ontology annotation, biological process: peptide catabolic process; proteolysis. Gene Ontology annotation, cellular component: cytoplasm. Gene Ontology annotation, molecular function: peptide binding; zinc ion binding; metalloaminopeptidase activity. The record is from RefSeq and is a predicted model, not a curated record.